Messenger RNA from Annulohypoxylon maeteangense, 1292 nucleotides. RefSeq names its product Ctr copper transporter family-domain-containing protein. Gene Ontology annotation, biological process: copper ion transmembrane transport; intracellular copper ion homeostasis. The record is from RefSeq and is a predicted model, not a curated record. Gene Ontology annotation, cellular component: plasma membrane. The coding region runs from base 294 to 857 and encodes 187 amino acids. The transcript has 2 exons. NCBI's taxonomy places the organism in Eukaryota, Fungi, Ascomycota, Sordariomycetes, Xylariales, Hypoxylaceae. Gene Ontology annotation, molecular function: copper ion transmembrane transporter activity.
ACUAUAACAACGAACAAUAAGCUCUUUUUUUCGUCUGUCCACGCGGGCGGAAGUUUCUAAUUUGCGCAAACUUGCGCGGCGUUGACAGGAUUCACUCCUUCGUGGGACACGAUCCCGGGCUUUUGGGGGUUCUCACAAACAUUCAUUGAAAAUUUAAAUUGACCCGAUUGCCUGAAUCGAUGUGUCUGAUAAGUAAUGUCUCACAUCGCACCGCUAUUAUUUAGCGGUUCCGGAACUUGUCGGUGUCGGUUGCGAGGAAACUCAUCCCGCUCGUUCCUGGGCAGGUGAAUAACAUGGCAACGGCGAUGGAUAUGUCAGAUACUGCGAAGAGUAUGGAUACAGGCAACAUGGUUGACAUGGGCGAUUCCCAAAUGUCGAUGACUUUCUUCUUCUCAUCCACGACGUCACUCUUUUCAAAAGCAUGGACGCCUACCAAUUCAGCCGAAUAUGCUGGUACUUGCAUCUUUCUAGUUGUUCUGGCGGUUAUCAUGCGCUUCAUGCUAGCGCUGAAACCUGUUCUCGAGAAGUCGAUAUGGAAUGCAGUUGUCGGAUCCAGGGGACAGCUGAUACCGAACGAUGAAGCUGGCUAUCAAAAGGGAGACAUGGCGACUCGACCACCUCUCAUGCGCGUUUAUGGCGAUAUGCGAAGGCGUUGGGCAGCAUGGAGAUUCAAGACUAGUCUCAGCAGGGCAUCUUUCGAGCUCUCACUAGCGACUAUUGGGUAUUUGCUGAUGCUUGCAGUUAUGACGAUGAAUGUUGGAUACUUCUUAGCCGUCCUAGGUGGUCUUUUCCUCGGAACAUUCAUUGUUGGAGAUUUGGCGGCGGACAAUUCCUUGUAUCAAGAUCAUCAUUGCUGAUUAAUGAUGAUAUACUGCGGUGAGAUGGAGGCGAUGAAUAAUAGGUUACUUGACGGCCCGGGUGGACUAGACGCAUAAUGUUGUAAUGUACUGUAUAUACGUUUGAUCUGAUAUAUCGUUGAAGAUAUUAAACGAGUUUGAUGAGUCUUUUCUGUGUCGUCAUGCAUCUACAAUAUCACUUAUCAUUUUCUGGAAAACUUACUCUAGGAAGUUUCCUUCACGACAUAAUUCAAUUGCGGGAGGCUGGGAGUAGAUUUCAAUAUGUUGGCUCCCCCUGAUUCUGUCUGACGUGGCUUAUGCUGUACGACCCAGGAUGGUAGCAACAAAGCGACAUGAUUGAUGUAGAUUGCCGUCCAUAACCUGGAACAGAUAUAGUUUUCAACCGUGACAUGCCGUCACCGGUCGACGCAGACGACGUAACGAGCGGGAUGUUGC